AUUCAUAAACAUAGGACACAAGGCUUUAUUGCAAGAAAGAAGGAGGUUUUAAUGGUAAAAAAUAAAACUUGAAAGUUGAAAUUGUUAAAAGACACUAUCUUGGGGUCUUAUUGGAAGAAAGAAGUAAAACCCAUCAUUUUUUACUCUCUGCUUUUUGCUUUACAAUCUCUUUACCAAACCCUAGCAAUCAUGAUCCCUCCUCCGCAAACCCCUACUGCCGCCGCUGGUAUAUCCAAAAGCCCUUCCAUGUCCUCCAAGAUCCCAUUUCGAGCCCGUAAAAUCAGAAGACUUUCGUCCAGCUCCGAUACUUCAAUUAAGAUCGGUAAAUCGCCAGAAUCCCCGAAUGCAGAGUCAUCAAUUUCUCCCAAAAUUAGAAAGUCGUUAUCUUGCAAAACCGAAAUUGACCUUGCUCUUGAGCAUCUCCGCAACUCAGAUCCCCUUCUCGCUGCCCUCAUCUCCGCCCAUCGCCCGCCGGAGCUCACUCCCUGCAUCUCACCGUUUCAAUCCCUGUCAAGAUCCAUUCUUUACCAGCAACUCGCCACCAAAGCCGCCAAAUCGAUCUACACCCGCUUUAUCUCCCUCUGCGGAGAAGAAUCCAGUGUCCUCCCAGAAACCGUCCUCUCUCUCACCCCACAAAAACUCCGUGAAAUCGGGGUCUCAGCUCGAAAGGCGAGUUACCUCCACGACCUCGCAGACAAAUACGCUACUGGGAUUUUGUCCGAUUCCUCGAUUCUCGAAAUGGACGAUGAUACUCUGAUUACAAUGUUGACUGCAGUGAAAGGGAUCGGAAUGUGGUCGGUGCACAUGUUCAUGAUGUUUUCGCUUCACCGGCCGGAUGUAUUGCCGGUGGGGGAUCUUGGAGUGAGGAAAGGCGUCCAGUCUCUUUACGGGUUAAAGCAGUUACCGAAGCCCCAACAGAUGGAAGAAAUUUGUGAGAAAUGGAAACCUUACAGGUCUGUUGGGUCUUGGUAUAUGUGGAGAUUAAUGGAAGCCAAAGCCACCGGAGCGACGGGUCCUUCCGCAGCAACGACAAGGGUAGAACCCUAGAAGUAGCUCAAAAUGGAGCAUUUUAAUCCUGUUGGAGUACAUGGAAGUUCUUGACCCAGAAUCAAUCAAAACUUGAAAUCAGUCUCUUCUUCAGGGUGUGAUUGGGUAAAGGUGAACUUCCCGGAAAUGUGUUUUGUGGGAAACCGAUUAGGAAUGCCAUCUUUUUUCUUUUUCUUUUUCUUUUUUUUUUUUUAAGAAAAAAAAAUGUUAUUA
This is a messenger RNA of Rubroshorea leprosula, 1260 nucleotides long. The record is from the annotation of a GenBank genome assembly. NCBI's taxonomy places the organism in Eukaryota, Viridiplantae, Streptophyta, Magnoliopsida, Malvales, Dipterocarpaceae.